Linepithema humile (Argentine ant) is the source of this 1825-nucleotide messenger RNA. RefSeq names its product receptor-binding cancer antigen expressed on SiSo cells. The record is from RefSeq and is a predicted model, not a curated record. NCBI's taxonomy places the organism in Eukaryota, Metazoa, Arthropoda, Insecta, Hymenoptera, Formicidae. Gene Ontology annotation, cellular component: secretory granule.
CAACUUGUAUCAACGUAGAAGGGAUGCAGGUUAUGUUCUAAAUAGAUCUGAAUUUUCUUCAAUUUAUUGAAAAGUCGUAUCUCACACAAGAAAGACGUUGGACGAUGUGAACGUUUGAUCACACUUGUUUAAUUCACAAAAUGGAUCGCCGGUUUUGCAUGAGUAUCCGGUAACCGCAUGAAUAUCCGUCUUCCGGCUCCGCAGAGAGGUUAGCCGACUACCAAAAAUGGCUGUGGAAUUUUUGAUAAAUCGGCUGAAAGCCCUGCUCGUAUUACUUUUCGGCAUAUUUAAACGUGCCAUGUGUUGUCUUCGACGUCGAAGAAAAUCGUCCUGUGACUCGAUACCCUUGUCCACAGUCGGAGUGGUACCGAACGUUUUAACCAAUUCAACGGAAUUAGAACAAUGGGAUAAAUGGGAGGAAAAUCCAGUUGUUGUUAUACCGGACAAACCAGUCAACCCAGUACAAGCAAAAAUAGAACAGUAUCGACAACAAGUGGUCAAACCUCCUGAAUCACCAGCUGAAGAACAACUUAAUUUUUUUGAGAAUAUGACACCGAAGAUCACUAGACAAACAAAGAUUCUAAUAAAAGAUAAUCAUAUGGACAAUUCAUCUAGUAAUGCUACAAAAUUCUCAGCUAUGGAUCCUAUUCCAACUAAUGAAUUAGAAGAAUGGGAAGAAAAUACAGCCGCCUGGGAAGUAGAUGCUAUAGAGGAGUUUAAUGAUCCUACCAAAGCACUAAGAGAACAAAGAAGGAGAGAGAGAGAACAACGAUUAAUAGAGCAACAUCAGAAAAGGCUGGAACGUAUGACAAAACCACAAUCUUUGGGCGCAAAAGUGUAUUCCUGAUGUGAAACUACAAAUAUACGGGGAUUAAUAUCAAAAUACACAAUAAUGUACAAUCUAACUGGGAUACAUACCGAAUAUUUUGAAUAUAGAAGUUGGUUUAUUCACAUCAAUUCUCUACUGUCCAAUAUAACUUUUGAGUCAUAUAUUAAAUUUAGUAGUAGAAUUAAUUUUGUUUUAUUUCUUUUUCAUGUUUCUUUACAUUUGUCAACUAUAUGAAAUGGAAUGGGUAUAAAAUCUCUGUAAAUUUUGUGUUUUUUUGUAUCAUCUUUAGGUUUUGUAUUUUCCAAAAUAUUAUUUUAUUUAAACUAUUUCUAUUUAUAUUAAAUAUUUUUAAAUCUAUAAAAAUAAUUUGGACAAUAGAAGGUUGAAUGUCAUAAGAGUGUCUACAAUCUACAUUUAUUUCAAAUAGAAUGAUAAAACUGCAUUAAUAUACUGCAUUAAGGUACUUCAAUGUUAUAAUCUUUUGACUAUAUUUUGGAAAUUAGUAUAUUAUGUUGUCGCUUUAUUUGAGCAUAUAAAUGUUUCCGAACAGAGUAUUUAAAUAUGUAUCAGCCUCCUUAGCGUUUUUUGAAUAUUAGCGGAAAGAUAAUAUAUUCAUAUGUCUAUUCUCUUCUAAAAAAAUAAUAGUAUUUGUAACAUUCCAUGUGAAUUUUGUAUAAUAUUUCGAGUAUAAUGUAUCUUAGCUUUUACAUAAGACAGGAUAACUGUUUUGUAAGUUUAUAAUAAGUCGAUGUAUCAACUAAGUGGAAAAUUGAUAUUUAUCAAAAAUGUUUCUACAGUCCUUAAAAAUCUAUAAUUUUCAUAUUUACAGGUUUGCUAAAGGCUGAUUUUCUUAAGAGAGAGAUGUUAUAAUAUUUUAAUUUGUUGGACUUGUUUUCAUGUUUAUGUUAUUUAUGUGCAAUUGCCAAGAAAAUUGUAGUAAAUGUAGAUUUUAAAACAUUUCAUAAUAAAAAAUAUGACUAUGUUUUAAUUUUAAAA